AUGGGUAAAGAAGAUACGGCCUGCUGCCGCGGGGACGGCCUGCCGUCCACCUCAGCCUUGGCCGCCGCCGCUGCUGGGGUGGCCCUUGCGCUCUACCUGCCGCUCGGCCUCAGCGGGCUCCCGCAGCUUGGCUACCAGGCUGCGGUGCUCAAGGAGGGCCUGCUGCAGGUCUACCAGCCCUAUCUCAACUACCUGAGGCCAGAUUCAGAAGCCAGCCAGAGCCCACAGUACAGCUUUGAGUCAUUACCUCAGAAGAUUUGUUUAAUCUGUGGCGAUGAAGCAUCAGGCUGUCAUUAUGGUGUCCUUACCUGUGGGAGCUGUAAGGUCUUCUUUAAAAGGGCAAUGGAAGGGCAGCAUAACUACUUAUGCACUGGAAAAAACGACUGCAUUGUUGAUAAAAUCCGCAGAAAAAACUGCCCAGCAUGUCGCCUUAGAAGGUGCUGUCAGACUGCCAUGGUCCUUGGAGGUUGAAAGUUUACAAAGUUCAAUAAAGUUAGAGUUAUGAGAGCACUAGAUGCCAUUGCUCUCCCACAGCCGGUGGGCAUUCCAAAUGAAAGCCAAGCCCUAAGCCACAGAAUCACUCUUUCACCAAAUCAAGACUUACAAUUGGUCCGCCCACCGAUCAGCUUGCUCAUGAGCAUUGAAACAGAUGUGGUCUAUGCAGGACACGACAACACCAAACCUGAUACCUCCAGUUCUUUGCUGACAAGUCUGAAUCAGCUAAGUGAAAGACAACUUCUUUCAGUAGUCAAGUGCUCUAAGUCACUGUCAGGUUUUCGAAACUUACAUAUUGACGACCAGAUAACUCUCAUCCAGUAUUCUUGGAUGAGCUUAAUGGUAUUUGGACUAGGAUGGAGAUCUUAUAAACAUGUCAGUGGACAGAUGCUAUAUUUUGCACCUGAUCUAAUACUAAAUGAGUAA
This is a messenger RNA of Hippopotamus amphibius kiboko, 921 nucleotides long. Its product is annotated as progesterone receptor-like. The transcript is spliced from 2 exons. Gene Ontology annotation, biological process: steroid hormone receptor signaling pathway; regulation of DNA-templated transcription. Gene Ontology annotation, cellular component: nucleus. Gene Ontology annotation, molecular function: steroid binding; sequence-specific DNA binding; nuclear steroid receptor activity. Lineage: Eukaryota; Metazoa; Chordata; Mammalia; Artiodactyla; Hippopotamidae. The record is from RefSeq and is a predicted model, not a curated record.